This is a messenger RNA of Heterocephalus glaber (naked mole-rat), 1810 nucleotides long. RefSeq names its product progesterone receptor membrane component 1 (gene Pgrmc1). Gene Ontology annotation, cellular component: membrane; endoplasmic reticulum; endomembrane system. Lineage: Eukaryota; Metazoa; Chordata; Mammalia; Rodentia; Bathyergidae. The record is from RefSeq and is a predicted model, not a curated record.
ACAGAACCCAUCGCGCCACUAGCUCGCUGAGAGGGGGGAGAGAGCAGUGAGUUCCGGAGCUCAGCCUAGGCGGGCCAAACCUUUGCUCCAGAGAUCAUGGCUGCCGAGGAUGUGGUGGCGACAGGCGCUGAGUCGAGCGAGCUGGAGGGCGGCGGGCUGCUGCAGGAGAUUUUCACAUCGCCGCUCAACCUGCUGCUGCUUAGCCUCUGCAUCUUCCUGCUCUACAAGAUUGUACGCGGGGAUCAGCCGAGUGCCAGCGGCGACAGCGACGACGAUGAGCCGCCCCCACUUCCCCGCCUCAAGCGGCGUGACUUCACCCCAGCCGAGCUGCGGCGUUUCGAUGGCGUCCAGGACCCGCGCAUACUCAUGGCCAUCAACGGCAAGGUGUUCGACGUGACCAAAGGCCGCAAGUUCUACGGCCCCGAGGGACCAUAUGGAGUCUUUGCCGGAAGAGAUGCAUCCAGGGGCCUUGCCACAUUUUGCCUGGAUAAGGAAGCACUGAAGGAUGAGUAUGAUGAUCUCUCUGACCUCACACCUUCCCAGCAGGAGAGUCUGAAUGACUGGGACUCUCAGUUCACUUUCAAGUAUCAUCAUGUGGGCAAGCUGCUGAAAGAAGGGGAGGAACCCACUGUGUACUCAGAUGAGGAUGAAACAAAAGAUGAGAAUGCUCGGAAAAAUGAUUAAAGCACCCAGUGGAAGCAUAUCUAUUUUUGUAUUUUUCAGAACCAUUUGUAACAUUCCAGUCUGUCUUUAAAACAUGGUGAUUUCAAUAUUUAGGAAAGUUUGAACUUGCUGUAAAUUUUUUAGUUAACAUCACUAGUGACACUGAUAAAAUUAACUUCUUAGACUGCAUGAGAUGUUUAUAUGUCACAAAUCUAGAAAGUGAACUGCAGUGCUAUAAUGCAAAUGUUAAUACUGUUUUUCUUCUAUAUGUAGUUACUACAAGCUGAAUUUAAAUUUUUUUUUCAGAGUGACAGAUAAGACUUGGUUAUUUCCACAGACAGGUAAAAAUGUUAAAUGUGCACCAAGAACAAAGGAUCAACUUGCAGUCAUGAUAUUUUCUAAAUAAAUCCUUUUUAUUCAAUUGACUUAACUGCAUGAUUGAUCUACCUCUAAAGCAAAUCUGCAGUAUUCCAAAGCCUUUGGUAUAAAGACAGCCGUCUAGUAACAAAAGGAAAUCUCAAUGCUGGGCUCAAUUAGGAGAAAUAUUUACUAUGUUUCUGGACCACUUUGUGGUACUGAUCCUCCUAUAGCCAUACAAACAGCAAUAUACAGUUAGGAUUAAAACAAGAUCUGAACAUUUACAAGACAGCCUUGAAAAAAAAUCCCUAAAUACAUGAAGAAGAUUGUAGGACUGGUUUCCCAAUCUCCAUGUUCUUAGCAGGGUAGUGGUUAUUUGACAACAUGUUAAGUGCAAGAGGGGCAUACAGAACAGGAUCAGGUUUGUGCUUUCCUGAGAGCCUAUGUUCACACCCCUGAAGAAUGAGGAAAGAGUACAUGUCACUAACCAAGUGAUUUUUUAAAUAUAUUCAUAAGGUAACAGUUUCCUUCUGUCAUUGUAAAACUAGCCACUUCUAAAGUAGUAACCAAGUGUCUAGGUCUUGGAUAGUACUCUUGGUUAACACUAAACCUAGCUUAAGUAGACUCUACAGUUGUAUGACUUUGUAAAAAUAUUAAAUGAACAAGUGAGGUUGUAAUUGUAGUUAAAUAGUCAUUGUAUUUUCUUGUGAGAUGUGUUUAAUGGUUUUACCUCAAAUCAGAAAAGAAAAUGAAGUGCUUUGGUGAGUUAAUAAAAUGAUUUUACCCAGUG